Messenger RNA from Rhineura floridana, 2146 nucleotides. RefSeq names its product zinc finger protein 135-like. NCBI's taxonomy places the organism in Eukaryota, Metazoa, Chordata, Lepidosauria, Squamata, Rhineuridae. The record is from RefSeq and is a predicted model, not a curated record. The transcript has 3 exons. Bases 137 to 1666 code for a protein of 509 amino acids.
GAAAAAAACAGGCUUGAUUGAUUUCCGAGGAGGAGGAGGAGAGGAGGAGGAAGGAGGCUGGAUCGUGGUGAGGACGCAAGACAAAGAGAGAGAACCAGACCUCAUUUCCUGUUGGGAAGAAGGAGAAGAUCCAGUGAUGCAGGAACCCAAAGAAGAGGAGGAGACCUCAGCAGGACACAUCUGGGGGGUCAAGGCUGAGGAUGAACCAUAUGAAGUAUCACUGGAAAAAACUGAGGAGCAGAAACUGAGGAGUCAAGAUGGAGCAAAGAGACAAGAGGAGAGACAAACUCACACCAGCGACAAACCUCAUAUAUGCUUGGAGUGUGGAAAGAGCUUCAGUGACAGUAGCACCCUUACAUUGCAUCAAAGAUCUCACACAGGGGACAAACCUUAUCAAUGCUUCGAGUGUGGAAAGAGCUUCCGUGACAGUAGAACCCUUACAGUACAUCAAAGAAGUCACACAGGGGACAAACCUCAUAAAUGCUUGGAGUGUGGAAAAAGCUUCAGUGAGAGAUAUACCCUUACAGUGCAUCAAAGAAUUCACACAGGGGACAAACCUUAUCAAUGCUUGGAGUGUGGAAAAAGCUUCAGUCAGAGUGGCCCCCUUACUUGGCAUCAAAGAACUCACACAGGGGACAAGCCUUAUAAAUGCUUGGAGUGUGGAAAGAAGUUUAGUCAGAGUAGCCACCUUACUUCGCAUCACAAAACUCAUACAGGGGACAAACCUUAUAAAUGCUUCGAGUGUGGAAAGAGCUUUAGUCAGAGUAGCACCCUUACUUUGCAUCACAGAACUCAUGCAGGGGAAAAACCUUAUCAAUGCUUCGAGUGUGGAAAAAGCUUCAGAUGGAGUAAUGUCCUUAAGGUGCAUCAAAGAAUUCACACAGGGGACAAACCUUAUAAAUGCUUGGAGUGUGGAAAGAGCUUCAGUCAGAGUAGCAACCUUUCUUCACAUCAAAGAUCUCACACAGGGGACAAACCUUACCAAUGCUUCAAGUGUGGAAAGAGCUUUAGUCGGAGUAGCAACCUUUCUUCGCAUCAAAGAUCUCACACAGGGGACAAACCUUACCAAUGCUUCAAGUGUGGAAAGAGCUUCCACGACAGUAGAACCCUUACAGUACAUCAAAGAAGUCACACAGGGGACAAACCUUAUAAAUGCUUGGAGUGUGGAAAGAGCUUCUGUCAGAGUGGCACCCUUACUUCACAUCAAAGAACUCACACAGGGGACAAACCUUAUCAAUGCUUGGAAUGUGGAAAGAGCUUCAGUGACAAUAGCAACCUUACAGUGCAUAAAAGAAUUCACACAGGUGACAAACCAUAUAAAUGCUUGGAGUGUGGAAAGAGCUUCAGUCAGAGUAGCACCCUUACUUCGCAUCAAAGAACUCACACAGGGGACAAACCUUAUCAAUGCUUGGAAUGUGGAAAGAGCUUCAGUGACAAUAGCACCCUUACAGUGCAUAAAAGAAUUCACACAGGUGACAAACCAUAUAAAUGCUUGGAGUGUGGAAAGAGCUUUAGUCGGAGUAGCAACCUUUCUUCGCAUCACAGAACUCACACAGGGGAUAAACCUUAUAAAUGCUUGGAGUGUGGGAAGAGCUUCAGUCAGAGUGGCACCCUUACCUCGCAUCACAGAACUCACACAGGGGACAAGCCUUAUACGUGCUUGUAGUGUUGAAAGACCUUUUGUUAGAAUGACUACCUUCAGGCGCAUCAAAGUAUAUGUACAAGGGAAGAGAUUUAUCAAUGCUUUGAAAAGUUUUUAUUUAUUUAUUUAUUAGAUUUAUUAGUGGCCCAUCUGGCUGGUUGUCCAGCCACUCACAACUUGUUGUUGUUGUUAUGUGCCUUCAAGUCGAUCACGACUUAUGGCAACCCUAUGAAUCAGUGACCUCCAGAAGCAUCUGUCAUGAACCACCCUGUUCAGAUCUUGGAAGUCCAGGUCUGCGACUUCCUUUAUGGAAUUAAUCCAUCUGUUGUUUGGCCUUCCUCUUUUUCUCCUCCCUUCUGUUUUUCCCAGCAUUAUUAUCUUUUCUAAUGAAUCAUGUCUUCUCAUGAUGUGUCCAAAGUAUGAUAACCUCAGUUUCAUAAUUUUAGCUUCUAGUGAUAGUUCUGGUUGAAUUUGUUCUAACACCCAAUUACUUUUCUUUUUUGC